This is a messenger RNA of Lethenteron reissneri (Far Eastern brook lamprey), 6297 nucleotides long. It is a transcript of the gene IQGAP1, whose product is annotated as IQ motif containing GTPase activating protein 1. Gene Ontology annotation, cellular component: cell cortex. Gene Ontology annotation, biological process: regulation of GTPase activity; mitotic actomyosin contractile ring assembly actin filament organization. Lineage: Eukaryota; Metazoa; Chordata; Hyperoartia; Petromyzontiformes; Petromyzontidae. The record is from RefSeq and is a predicted model, not a curated record. Gene Ontology annotation, molecular function: actin filament binding; calmodulin binding; GTPase activator activity.
CCGCAGCCUGGGAGCUACGCGCGCCCUCCUCCUGCUGCGAGCGAGCCGCGGAGGGGAACCGUGAGGGCGGACGGCAGAGAAAGCGCGGGAAGAGCUCCAGCGCUUCCCCCCCCUCUCUCGUCUCUCUGGCCAGCCAGCAGAGCCAGCUCAAGUCAACUGCGCACGAGAAGGACUUGUCAAGAAGGAGCGUCCCGCGGGAGGGUGGACGUACGGGGACGACAAAAGCGCGGGAACGCCGCGUGAGGGGCAGAGAGAGAAGCAGCAGCAAUAACAACAGCAGCAGCAGCCAUGUCCGUGUCUGACGAGAUGGACAGUCCCGGCUACGCUGCGGGGGGGCGACCUCAGUAUGGAUCCGUGCUGGACAAUGAGCGGAUGUCAGCAGAGGAGAUGGAUGAAAGGAGGAAGCAGAACAUUGCCUAUGAAUACCUCUGCCACCUUGAGGAGGCAAAACAGUGGAUGGAAGCGUGCCUCAAUGAGGAGCUCCCCCCGACCACCGAACUGGAGGAGGGUCUCAUGAAUGGCGUCUUCCUCUCCAAGCUGGGGAACUUCUUCGCUCCGGAAGUCGUGUCGCUGAGGAAGAUCUACGACAAAGAGCAGACGCGCUACAAGGCCAUGGGACUGCAUUUUCGACACACUGACAACAUCAUCCACUGGCUUCGAGCCAUGGAAGCCAUCGGUCUGCCCAAGAUCUUCUACCCCGAGACGACAGACAUAUACGACCGGAAAAACAUGCCACGGUCUAUCUACUGCAUCCAUGCGCUCAGCCUGUAUUUGUUCAAGCUGGGCAUUGCACCCCAGAUACAAGACCUGUAUGGGAAAGUAAAUUUCACCGAGGAGGAGAUCAACAACAUGCGCAAGGAGCUGGAAAAGUACGGCAUUCAAAUGCCGGCAUUCAGCAAGAUCGGCGGAAUCCUGGCGAACGAGCUGUCUGUGGACGAGGCUGCACUGCACGCGGCCGUGAUUGCCAUUAACGAGGCGAUCGAUCAUGGCGUGGCCAAGGAGACCAUGGUGGCACUGCGCAACCCCAAUGCCAUGCUGGUUAACCUGAACGAGCCGCUGUCACCGGUCUACCAGGAGACGCUGUUGCAUGCCAAGCAGGACAAGGCCACCAACGCCCGCAAUAAGUCGAUGUCGGAUGCCUCCAGCAAAGAGAGAGAUGUAUACGAGGAACUGCUGACUCAAGCCGAAAUCCAGGGCAACAUCAACAAAGUCAACAUGCAAGCCGCUUUGGAGCAGGUGGACGAAGCCUUGGAGAAGCGAGACGAGGAAGCCAUGAUCCUAGCGCUCAAACUGCAGGCACUGGCCCUCACUGGGGUCCAGUCCCAGAACUCGCCCUGGUACCUGGAGCAACUGAGCAGUGAUCGUCAGCUGAAAGGGCAGGAGUCGGGUUCUUUCGAACCCCUGAGCAAGGAUGAGCUGCAAUCUGGAGUCAGAAUUGCCAAUGAGGAGUCAUCUCGCCACAAGCAAAAGCUGAAGGCCAUAUCUCACUGCAACGAGGUGAUCCGGCGUGGUGUGGCGGCCGACACCGUCGUCGCGCUCAUGCAGUCGGAGGCACAGCUGCCCGACGUGCAUCCCUUUGCCGCCGACCUCUACCAGAGCGAGCUGGCCGCGCUGCAGACACAGAGCCCCUCCGGCGAGCUGGCCCACGAGGAGAUGUACGUGGCAGUGGAGAUGCUGUCAGCGGUGGCACUCAUCAACCAAGCUCUGUCGUCGGGCGACAGGCCAGGCGUGUGGAAAGGCCUCACCAGUCCCGCCGCCGGCCUGGCCAACUUGGAGGAUGAAAACACACAGAAGUACAUUGACUCGCUGCUCAUUCAGAAGACUCAGUCGGCAGCCCAAGGCAAAGAGUUCCUCACGUGGAACGACAUCCAGAGCGGCGUGGAGGACGUCAACGGCACCGUGCAGCAGGAGCACGAACGGAUCGUGGCGAUCGGCCUCAUCAACGACGCCCUUGACAGCGAGGACCCCCAGAAGAUACUGAAGGCGCUGCAACACCCAGCCGCCAAACUGCUUGGCGUGGACCCGUCGCUCGCGCGCCACUACCAAAACGUGCUGCGGCAGGCCAAGGCCAACAAGGCUAAGGCAAAUGGAGAUCCCUCGGCUGUCCUUUGGCUGGAGGAGAUUCAAGAAGCAAUUUACAGGGCCAACAAGCAAAACGAAGAGACUCAGCGUUUGGCGGUGGCGGUGGCAGCUAUCAACAUCGCGGUGGAUGAAGGCGAUGCGUCACAGACGUUUUCUAUGUUGCGUUCACAAGACGUGGGUCUGCGUGGCGUCGUGGAGGAAUGCAGUGACACCUAUCAGUCUGAGCUGUACGAUGCCAAGCAGGAGAAGAUGGUGCAAGGGGACAAUGGGAGCCAGUGGGUUCAGCACCGCACCAGGGAAGGUUUCGACUAUUACUUCAACCUCCAGGAGCUUCACGGCACGUGGGAGCAGCCCAAGGGAUUUGUGCAGAACAACACGCAGCUGAACCGUGAAGACAUCCAGAACUCGGUGAGCCAAGUGACGGCAGCGUACAACCGCGAGCAGAUGUGGCUGGCUCACGAGCCAACCAUCGUGAAGCUGCAGGCGCAAUGCCGCGGGUUCCUUGCGCGCCGCAGUUUCCAAGCCAAGCGGGACUUCUUCCAAGAGCAGGUCCCGGCCAUCACCAAGAUACAGGCUACCUGGAGGGGGUUCAAGCAGAAAAAAGCUUAUCAAAACCGACUGAAAGAAUUGCACAGUGAUGUCCCGUCUGUUGUCAAGCUGCAGUCGUUGGUACGCAUGUGGAGGGAUCGCAAGAAGUACCAGGAGAGAAAGAAGUACUACCGGGACAAUAUGGAGUCCAUUGUCAAGAUCCAAGCCUUUUUGAGGGCAAACAAGGCCAGAGAGGAUUACAGAACACUGAUCAGCGCGGAGGACGCACCGGUCAACGUGGUGCGCAAGUUCGUGCACCUCCUGGAGCAGAACGACCUGGACUUUCACGAGGAGCUGGAGGUGAUGCGUUGCCGCGAGGAGGUGAUGACCAACAUCCGCUCGAACCAGCAGCUGGAGCAGGACCUCAACACGAUGGACAUCAAGAUUGGGCUGCUCGUCAAGAACCGAAUUACUCUCGAGGACGUGGUGUCGCACAGCACCAAACUGAAGAAAAAGAACAAGGAGCAGGUGGCGGGCAUGAUGGUGGCAGACAAGCAGAAGGGCCUCAAGUCGCUCAGCAAAGAGAAGCGGCAGAAGCUGGAGGCCUACCAGCACCUCUUCUACCUCCUGCAGACAAACCCGACGUACCUGGCCAAGCUCAUCUUCCAGAUGCCUCAGAACCGAUCGACCAAGUUCAUGGACGCGGUGAUCUUUUCCCUGUACAAUUACGGCUCCAAUCUGCGCGAGGAGUACCUUCUCCUGAAGCUCUUCAAGACGGCCCUGGAGGAGGAGAUCAAGUCCAAGGUGGACCAGAUGCAGGACAUUGUGACGGGAAACCCGACCGUCAUCAAGAUGGUGGUGAGCUUCAACCGUGGCACGCGAGGGCAGAAUGCCCUACGGCAGCUGCUGGGACCUCUGGUGAAGGAGGUCAUCGAGGACAAGGCCCUGAACAUCAACACGAACCCUGUGGAGGUCUACAAGGCCUGGGUCAACCAGAUGGAGAGUCAAACGGGAGAGGCCAGCAACCUGCCGUACGACGUGGCUCCCGAGCAAGCGCUGGCGCACGACGAUGUCAAGAAGAGGAUGGAGACGUCGAUCCGCAACCUCCGCAUGGCCACCGACAAAUUCCUCGUUUCCAUUUUCAACUCCCUCGACAACAUCCCCUAUGGCAUGCGGUACAUUGCCAAGGUGCUGAAGAACUCUCUGCGUGAGAAGUUCCCCGAUGCCACAGACGAUGAACUCCUCAAGAUCGUCGGCAACCUGCUCUACUACCGCUACAUGAACCCGGCCAUCGUCGCCCCCGACGGCUUCGACAUCAUCGACAUGUCGGCGGGCGGGCAGCUGCACAGUGAUCAGCGCCGCAACCUGGGCUCCGUGGCCAAGGUGCUGCAGUUCGCUGCCUCCAACAAGAUUUUCGAGGGCGACAGCGCGCACCUGGCCUCCAUGAAUGCCUACUUGUCCGAGGCCAGCCAAAAGUUCAGGAAGUUUUUCCAGGCGGCGUGCGAGGUUCCCGAGCCCGAGGACAAGUUCAGCAUCGACGAGUACUCGGACCUGGUGACCGUGUCCAAGCCCGUGAUCUACACCACCGUGGGCGAGCUCAUCAACACGCACUCGUUACUGCUGGAACACGAGGACGCGAUCGCUCCGGAUCACAACGACCCCCUGCAUGAGCUGCUGCUGGACCUGGGGGAGGUUCCCAACCUGCAGGCGCUCAUCGGCGAGGGUGGGGGAGACGCUUCUGACCCCAACAAGGAGGCGCAGCUGGCCAAGACAGAGAUGUCUCUCACUCUGACCAGCAAGUUUGAGGUGCCAGAAGGAGAUGACAGCAACAUGAAGAGCCUGCUGCUCAAGACCAAAAGGCUCAUUGUGGACGUCAUCCGUGUGCAGCCUGGAGACACUCUCGCCGAGAUCCUGAAGACUCCAGCCACAUCUGAGCAGGAGGUGGAGCAUGCGAUGAUGAUCCAGAGGCGGACCAUCAUGGCGGCGAAGACGCCAGAGAAGAUGAAAGGCGGCCAGGUGCUGGCCGAGGCCGACCAGCCGCUGGAUAAGAAGAAGCGCACCAUCGCCAAGAACCUGAAGAUCCUGGAGUCGGCUUCCCUCGUCUCGUCGGCCGCCAACUACCAGCAGCUCAUCAAUGACAUCGCCAAGGACAUCCGCAAUCAGCGUCGCUACCGGCAGAGGCGUAAGGCGGAGCUGGUGAAGCUGCAGCAGACUCUGAAUGCCCUCAACUCCAAAACGACCUUCUACGAGGAGCAAAUCGACUACUACAACAAGUACAUCAAGACCUGCCUCGACAACCUGGCCCGCAGUGGCAAGAACUCGCGGCGAUCGGUGCAUCAAGGCAGCAGCGCCAAGGGUAGUUCAGGCAAGAAGGUGAAGCAGACGAACCUGCGCUACACGGCAGCGCGGCUGCACGAGAAAGGAGUGCUGCUGGAGAUCGAAGGGCUUCAGCCCAGCCAGUUCAAGAAUGUGCUCUUUGACAUCAGCCCCUCGGACGAGGUGGGCGAUUUCGAUGUGAGAGCAAAGUUCAUGGGAGUGGAGAUGGAGAAAGUACAGCUGCAUUUCCAGGACCUGUUGCAGUUGCAGUACGAGGGGGUGGCCGUCAUGAAGAUCUUCGACAAGGCAAAGGUCAACGUCAACCUGCUCAUCUUCCUGCUCAACAAGAAAUUCUAUGGAAAGUGAGGGGGUGCCCCCCUGUGGCAGGGUAUGGGGGGGGAUAAACGUCUUGGGCGAGUGGGUCCUUAGUUAGACCUUAGACCCCCCCCCCCUGCCGCCACCACCCUCUUCCCCAAUAUGACCCCAAGGUGUGCCUCCUUGUUUUUAAAAGCACACACUUUUUCCGUAUGCUUCUGCCCCAAACCCUCCUCUCGCUCUCCUCCCACCCAGGUGAAUGUACGUAGCGUUUGUGUAUCCACGGCGGGGAAGGGAGCCGUGGCCGAAAAUAAGAUUAAAUUCCACGCGUCACGAUGUAAUGAAAUUAAGUGUGGGAGGUGGGGGGGCGGAAAACGCGCCGAUUUUUUUUUAGUUUUCUAAAUGCGGAGGCGCUACUGUUAUUGUAUUGAACCCUCUCACUCACGGAAUGAUGCACGUGCUCACAAACUUGGGGAAAGGAAUGACAAUUGGUGAACAGUUCUGUUUUUAACCUUUGCACAAUGUACACGACAGCUAAUUAAGCUGGCAGUAAGAAUAAAAAAUUUGUAUAACCCGUUUAUAUACAUAUUUUGUUUUCCUUAAGUAAAAGUUAGAAUGUUUGAACACUCUUUUGAACAGUACAUAGAUUACAUUCUGCACUUACCAUUUGACAAUCACGUCUUGAAACACUUAGUUGUCAUUUAUAGGGUAAUAUUUAUACAUUACAAAUUAAUUAACACUAUUCUCUUUACAGAGUAUUUUAAUUCACUGACAAACGUACAGUAUAUGGGUGUGCUUUGGAUGGUGUAAAGCAGUCUUCUUAAGUGCCUUACAUUGUCUUGUGAUUAUUCUGAAACUGUCAUUGUCUGAAUGAAUCUUCUUACAUUCCACUCUUCACUUAUUCCUAUUUUGCUUAAUCGUCUGCAUAGCAUCAUGUAUAAACAGAGAUGCUCCAUGUAAGUGACUUCUCUUAGUUCAUCCAUUCUCUGAUGUCUUUCAGAAGUGAAGUUCUGCUGUUCUUUGCUGUUUAUGCAAAAUAAAGUAGCUGGUACGCUG